Molecule: messenger RNA, 931 nt
Organism: Helianthus annuus (common sunflower)
Lineage: Eukaryota; Viridiplantae; Streptophyta; Magnoliopsida; Asterales; Asteraceae
Product: two-component response regulator-like APRR9
Exons: 4
Coding region: 55-819 (254 amino acids)
Biological process (GO): regulation of flower development
Cellular component (GO): nucleus
Molecular function (GO): protein binding
Source: RefSeq, a predicted model, not a curated record
CCAUAACUAACUAGGGUACCACCGGCUGGAAAAUCACACCCACAUCCCGUUUUAAUGUCCUUCAUCUCUAAGGUUCACAGCUUCUCCGGCGACUUGCAAACUCCACCUUCAACCACCCUACCAAUGUGGUAUGAUGACACUACUUCAUCUGGUUACUUUGACAAGUAUGGGAUCACAAUGCCUCCGGAAUAUGACAUCAGUACUACACCGUUAUCUAGAUCUUCAUCAUGGAAGACUUCAUUCCCGGAGCGAUUCGGGGUUUCCGAGAUGGUGGUUCCUACAUCACCCACUGGAUUCAGUAGCAUUCCUGUAGAAGCUGACUAUCAAAAAGUUGAGCAUGAUGAUUAUUUUUGUAGUAGUGGUGGCUAUGGUACCAACUCAUGGUCAACUUAUAAUCCCACUGCUGCAACUACUAAUUGGGAAACUGAGAGCCCGAAAACAAUUAAAGAAGUCGAAGAACCGGCUUUGAAGAUCGGGAGGUAUUCAGCCGAAGAAAGGAAGGACAAGAUCAUGAGGUAUCUCAAGAAGAGAAACCAAAGAAAUUUCAACAAGACGAUUAAGUAUGAAUGCCGAAAGACGUUAGCAGACAAGCGUAUACGAGUCCGAGGGAGGUUUGCUAAGAACAACAACGAGCAUCAUCAUCAUCAUCAUAAUGAUCAUCAACCUUGUGAAGAUCAAGUGCUUCCCAGCAACAACACUGCCAAUAAUCCUUCCGAAGAAGAGAUUCAGCACCUAUACACCAACAGCUUUUUGAUGAAGCAAGAUUAUGAUGAAGAGGAAGAAUGGCUGCAAGAAGCAAUGGCUAGUUUAUUGUAUUAGUUAGUUAAUUCAUUGUCAAUUAAUCUUAUUUCAUCCAUAUAAUUAUAUCUUUGGUGUAUAUUCAUUAUGGUUUCUGGCAAUCAAUAUUAAACAGUCCAAAAUUUUCCCAUCA